AUGAAGUUUGCUUCGUGCCAUAAGGACGUGGGGCCUCUUUCAGCGGUGUCCUCGGCUCGCCCUGCGGCAGCAGAGGCCGCGGAACAGUACCAGGGCUACCUUUGUGCAGAGACACACGCCCUCCCACCACCAGCUGGGAAGGUCGCUUGUGCUCCUGGGCAGCUGGUGGCUGCACACUCUGGUUUGGCGGCGGUGGAGCAGGGCCCUGCUAAGGACAGGCUGUUCAGGGAGCAUCGGCACGAGAAGCCCCAAGGGUUUCGAUACGUACGCUGCGAGUGCCUGGUUAAGGAACGCUGCUCUCACGCAUUUCACGUGCCAUCGAGUCGAACAGGGCGUCGUACCCGGUGUUACGCGGCUUUUGCACUAUUGCGCAGGCUGCCGUGCCUGCUUCCUUGCGCGUUUCUGGAUCUGGCUGUUGCCUCAGAGAAGCCCAACUGGGAUUACCAGGCAGAGGUACGAGCCUUCAGCCACCGGCUACGUGAAAACUUUUCACUGGAUCUUCUCAAGACCGCGUUUGUUAAUUCUUGUUAUAUUGAAAGCGAAGAGGCAAGACGCCGAGAACUUGGGCUGGACAAAGAAACGGUUGCUCUUAAUCUACAGGAUAAUAGUAAACUCGCUGAACGAGGGAUGUCGUUUUCACGUUCUUACCUGACGCAGUGCUUUGAAGGUGCCUACCCAGGUUUACCUGCAAAGGGCGUAGGAGCGCUUGUUGAUUUUCUGACCGGCCAGGAACUUGUUUCUCACGUGGCUCAAAACCUGGCUAUACAGGACCUGACGCUUUGCAGAGAGUUUCCCGUCCCACCACACGUGCUGCAGAGGACGUUCUUUGCUGUAAUAGGAGCCUUGCUCGGUAGCAGCGGGCCUGAGAAAACGGGGCUCUUUGUCAGGGACUUUUUUAUUCCCCAACUGAUUGGAAAAGACCUGUUUGAGAUCUGGGAAGUUGUAAAUCCUAUGGGCUUACUAGUGGAAGAACUGACCAAGAGGAAUAUCCCUUCUCCAGAACCACGAAUUACCAGGCAGCUGGGAGUCAGCACAGUUCUGCCACUGUACUUUGUUGGCUUGUACUGCGAUAAGAAGAUUAUAGCUGAAGGUCCUGGUGAAACGCUGCUUGCUGCAGAGGAAGAAGCUGCCCGCGUGGCACUGCGGAAGCUGUAUGGGUAUACAGAGAACAGGAGACCUUGGGAUUACUCGAAACCCAAAGAAGGAUCCGCGGCCGAAAAGGCUAUCGGCAGUAACUAGAUGAUAAAAGGCAUUUCGGGUUUCUCUUAAGAAUUAAUGGCUCCCAUGCUGAAUAUAGAUGUAUUUAGGAAACCAAAAUUCAGUUUGGUUUUCUGAUCUUCAGUGCUCGAAACUUUCAAAUCAAAUACGGUAUUAAAAUAAAUAAAGUCUCUCUUCCUUUUGCAC
Messenger RNA from Aptenodytes forsteri (emperor penguin), 1404 nucleotides. RefSeq names its product mitochondrial ribosomal protein L44 (gene MRPL44). The transcript has 5 exons. Gene Ontology annotation, biological process: regulation of gene expression; primary miRNA processing; rRNA processing. Gene Ontology annotation, molecular function: ribonuclease III activity; double-stranded RNA binding. NCBI's taxonomy places the organism in Eukaryota, Metazoa, Chordata, Aves, Sphenisciformes, Spheniscidae. The record is from RefSeq and is a predicted model, not a curated record. The coding region runs from base 1 to 1239 and encodes 412 amino acids. Gene Ontology annotation, cellular component: nucleus.